Messenger RNA from Opisthocomus hoazin, 1809 nucleotides. The record is from RefSeq and is a predicted model, not a curated record. Lineage: Eukaryota; Metazoa; Chordata; Aves; Opisthocomiformes; Opisthocomidae.
AUGAGCUCGGGGGACGUCGUUUGCACUGGAUGGCUCAUUAAAUCGCCCCCCGAGAAGAAGCUCAAGAGAUACGCAUGGCGGAAGCGCUGGUUCGUGCUGCGCAGAGGCCGCAUGAGUGGGAACCCAGAUGUGCUGGAAUACUACAGGAACAACCACUCCAAAAAGCCCAUCCGGAUCAUCGACCUCAACGAGUGCGAAGUUCUGAAGCACUCAGGGCCCAGCUUCAUCAAGAAGGAAUUUCAGAACAACUUCGUCUUCAUUGUGAGAACCACCUACCGCACCUUCUACCUGGUAGCCAAAACUGAGGAGGAGAUGCAGAUCUGGGUGCACAACAUCAGCCAGAUCUGUAACUUUGGACAUCUAGAAGAUGGCACAGCCAGUUCAGUGGAAAGCCUGUCUCACACGACCUCGUCCCCGCAGCCAUCGCCAGCCGCCUCCACCCACGCCUCCCACAUCGCCGAUCCCUCCUUCUCAGUCGACCAUGCUGCUGCUGACGCGUCUGCCGCGGAGGAGACCCCCAGCGAGUCAGAGUCGGUCUUUCUCCCUGACUACCUCUUCCUCUCCAACUGCGAGUCGGGCAAGCUCAGCCACAACAGGUGUGACAGCUGGUCGAAUUCCGACAGAUCCCUGGAGCAAACCUCAUCAGAUGAUGUUUUUGUGGACUCCUUACAGUCCCAGCCCUCCUUGUACCUUGUACAGCCAUCCAGCGCUGGCACUGUGCACCAGGAUGGGGCCCUGCUGGCAAAUUCCAGCACUGUAUCCAGGAACGUAGACAUUAGCGGGCCGCCCAGUGACUUUUCCUCCUCUUCUCCACUGCUGGGGACGCCGCUGACACCGACCUUUCAGAUUGACAAGAGCCAGAACAUGCUGCCCUACGGUGUAACCCAGCUGGACGUCCUGUCCAACACACCCCCACCACGGCCGCCCAAGCCAAGCCACUUCUCAGACAGGAGAGGGGAUGAAGUGGGUAGCGGGGCCCUCCAGAACGGGCACGCAGGGAUCUGCCAGGCUCAGGUUGCCCUGGUGCCCAGGAGGAUCUCCUUGUCCAGCUUAGACAACAUGAGGAACUGGAAAGCAGAGAUAGAAGGCAGUUCCUUAAGAAGUCGGGAUAAGAGGCUUAGUUUGAAUUUGCCCUGUCGGUUCUCCCCGCUCUACUCGACUGCUUCGGACAACACAGAGGACAGCUAUGUCCCCAUGCGCCCCAGCACCUCUCCUUCUGCACCUGACUGUUCACCCGAUGGCUACAUCCCCAUGAGCCCCGGCUCAGCCACGUUUACCUUCCCUGUCGUCAGCACUGAAAAACUCACCAGCCCGCUACCUGAGCUGCCCUCGGACUUGGAGCCGCCUCCGGUGAACCGAGACCUCAAGCCUCGUCGGAAAUCACGGCCACCUCCUCUGGACUUGAGGAACCUCUCCACAAUCCGGGAGCAUGCUGCUGUGACCAGGAUGUGGACUGUGCCUUACAAUCGAAUGAGCUUUAUCUCACCAGAAAGAGACGGUAUUAAUUCAGCAAGAAUAUUUGCCAAUUCAGUUUCCGGAGAAGAGGAAGAAAGUUACAUUCAUAUGGAGGAACACAGACAGGCAACAUCUCCUUACAGUGGUGCUUUUCCAUGGACAAGGAAAUCUAACCUUGAUUACUUAGCGUUGGAUUUUAAUUCUGCUUCCCCAUCCCCUGUACAGAAGAAACCUUUUCUCUCUGAGGAGCAGAGAGUGGACUAUGUCCAGGUAGAUGAACAGAAGACUCAAGCUUUACAGAACACUAAGCAGGAAAAGCAGGAAUGGACAGAUGAGAGGCAAUCGAAAGUCUAA